UCAUCAAUUUCUUUAUCUUCUAAUGAUUUAGAUUUGCCAGAGCAUGUUUCAUUAAGGUUAGAUGUAUCGGAAAUUGUAUCGUCUAUCUGUCCUGAAGUUGCUUCCUGGUUAGCUGAAAAAACGGUAAUCUGUGCAUUUCCACCACUUGAACAAUUCUUGCUGGGCAAUGAAAUGGAAUAUUCCAGAGACUUUAAAUCAUUAGUAACAGUUCGAUUUUGCUUCUCAACAUUCUUAACAGAUCAUUUUAAAUUUGCAAUUUCUGCCUUGAGCUCGGCAUUUUCUGUCUGA
Messenger RNA from Entrophospora candida, 288 nucleotides. The record is from the annotation of a GenBank genome assembly. Lineage: Eukaryota; Fungi; Glomeromycota; Glomeromycetes; Entrophosporales; Entrophosporaceae.